GCCGGCAAGAAGCCAUAGCGAUGUCUUCAGGUAGCCUGUGAAGAAGGCAGAUCUCUUCGAAAUCGUACAACGAAAAUUUGAAUUUUUCUUUAUUUUAUAUUGCGUAAUAUUCCUGCUGCGCAUCUUGCUUGGAGUUCUGGACAGUACCUGAUUCGGAGGAAAAAUGGACGAGUGUUAGUGAGAGUGGUUUCCACCUUCUCCCCCUCUUACCAAGUCUGCCAUCUAUAUAACUGUUCGCAACGGAGAGCUUUCUGUUUACAGUGGGAUCUUGAAGGCUGGAUAUAGGGCUAGUCCUGUUACUCUCAACUCGAAAACGGUUGCCAAAUGUAACGAAGAUAACAUAGAGGACAAAGCAGAAAAGUGAAUGGAUGUGUGCAUGUGUGAGAGAAGGGGGAUGAUGGUCGCUCGGUGACAAAGUCGUGAACGAAUAGAAACAGCAACACGUUAAUAAAACGCGUAGCAUCGGUGUGAUACAAAUGUGACGAAUAGUAGAGGUGAUCAGACAUAAUUGAUUUAUCGUCGUUCUAAAGUUGUCCUCUUUGAAGAAAAAAAGUUCUACUCAAGUUGAACGUUUCAUUCGUUGACCGUUACUAAUAUACCGUUGUGGAUAUCAAGCGUUCGCCUCGACGGAUGGAAUUCAUAUAGGUUUUUGUACGACGAUCGGUCCUGCCUUUCCGUGUACGCUGAAGUUCUUUGAAAUAUUUUUUAUGUUUGUUCAAAUUAUGUGAUUAAUAUCUUUACAGAUACCGAGGAAGAAAAUUAAAGAGAACUGUGUCGUGCUUUUGAGGAUAUAAACCUUAAAGGAACUAGAUGUAAGACUCUUGUGCCGGAUGUACUACCCUCUACGAUAAUAGUUACAAUGACUGAAACGCUUUAAGGAUUCGAAUAGGGUGGCUGUGAGUUCAAGUGGCGAGGGACGCUGUGCCAUUGGACGCGACGCGCACAGGCUGCUGAGAAAGCCUGCGAUGCCCCCAGCGACAGAUAUGUACCUGAUUAGAAAUCGACUGGCGACCAUUCUUCCAGAACUUCUGGGUUUCAUUUGCACAGUAUGGAUGGUGGUUCAGGCCGCCCCCUCCGAGGUAUUCCUCGAUGGCCAUGGUGCGCUUACGCUCAACGCAUCUAUGACUAUUUUUCAAAGGACUCGAACAACUCUCGCCUUCAGGACGUGCCAAGGUGGAGGACGGCUUCUCCAACAGCGAUGGGCCGGAGGUCAAGAGGUUACAAUUGAAGUCUUGGAAAGCGGAGCAAUUCAAAUGAGUUGGAAAGUCCGAGGUCGACAGGAGACUGUGCACGUAGGGCUGAACGUUCUCGACAACAGAUGGCACGAUGUAGAUUUGCACCGACGAUUGGGAGCUCUCGUACUUCAUGUCGAUAAUACAUCGCUUGUUCUGGCAACAACGGCAGCUGCUUCUAUUGAAUCGGGUAGAUCUGGCGGUAACCUUCGGACAUAUCUUCUUCAAGAAUCACUUCAGAGUAAUCCUUCGAAAGCAGCGGAGUUGAUUACAGUUAUCGGAGAUGAAUUUACCGGGUGUAUUGUUGAAGGUGCGGGGGUUGAUUUGUCAACUAUUUCGAAGGUGUCUGGAGACGUCAACUUGGGUACCAAAUGCGCCCAGCAGUUCCUGGAGAGUGAAACCUGCCUGGGGUAUGGCAUCGAACCGUGCUUUUCAUUUAUCUGCGAAAACGGAGGCACCUGCAGAGCAGCUGGCGAUGAAGCCAAAUGUCUCUGUCCCAGGCGGUACACUGGGGCCCGUUGCGAGGUCGAUCAAGGAUUACAAUGCAGGCCUGAAUUCUGCCUAAACCACGGCACAUGUCAAGAGAGUUCCGACGGAGAUAUUAUGUAUUGCUCGUGCAAAGCUGGCUUCUAUGGCAAAAGAUGCGAAAAACCGGCAGGCCCGUCCCGUCAUUGUGCCAGUGCACCAUGCGCCAACGGAGGACGUUGCCAUGCUUCGGAAGAUAACGAAAGUUACGAAUGCACCUGUCAACCAGGCUUCACUGGAAAGAACUGCGAGACAAAAGUCAAUAACUGCGGUAGCGCUCCUUGCCGAAAUAACGGUUCAUGUGUCGAUGCUCCCCUGGGUUACACAUGCCACUGUCUAAAAGGAUUCCGCGGUCCUAAUUGCGAAAUUAAUAGGAACGAGUGCAUAGAGGACUAUUCACCGUGUAACGGAAGGGGCCGUUGUUUUGACCGUUACGGAGGAUUUCAGUGUGUGUGCGACAAGGGGUUCGAGGGAAACCAAUGCGAGCGGGCCGUGGAUCGGUGCGCCGGAGGGCCCUGUCACCACGGUGGAACCUGCACUGCGACAAUAUCCGGAUACUACUGUCAAUGCACCGCAGGAUUUACGGGAGAAAACUGCGAGGUUUCUGAUUGUUCACGAAAGCCUGCCAACAAACAAUGCGCCGAUCCACACGCAGCAUGCGAUGCUCGAAGCGGAAAGUGUCACUGCAAGCCCGGUUACGUGCUCAAUCAGGGAUCGUGCCUGCCUGCACGCUCGUGCCUAGAUGCGCCCUGCUGGAACGGUGGGACUUGUUCGGGCAACGGGUUUGCGUAUACGUGCCUCUGUCCAGGACUCUUUGGCGGACGUCACUGCGAAUAUGACCAGGACAGUGGCAAACAUAGCGGAAGAUGUGAUGAUGCGCUUUGCGCCAAUGGAGGGAGUUGCAUACAAGGCUCGACAAACUGUACCUGCGUGCCAGGCUUUGCUGGUCCACUUUGUGAAAUCAACGAAAACAAUUGCGAAGGUCACCCAUGUCUCAAUCAUGGGCAUUGUGUAGAUCUUGUCAACGAUUUUAUCUGUUCGUGUUUACCAGGUUUUAUGGGAAAAACUUGCAAUGUUUCAAUGUUACCUGUUUUAGUUCCUCGGGGGACUCCGUGCACGUUUCACCAGUGCGGCGCCAACGGGAAAUGUAUCGAACAGGAUGGGCAUGCAAUAUGCGAAUGUGACGCAGGAUUUGCGGGGGAACACUGCGAUCUCGCCCGCACUUCUCUUGUAGCAUGUAGAUGUCAGAACGGAGCUAGCUGCGGGGAUGAUGGAGCGUGCCAUUGCCCUGACGGAUUUUACGGUGUCGAAUGCGAGCAUGUCGUAGACGCUUGUGAUGAGGCACCUUGUAACAACAACGGCCAGUGCACCUCGAAAGGACCCAAUGAUUUCGUAUGCUUAUGCCCCCAGGGUUACGCCGGGAAGAUGUGCGAGCUAAAUACUAACGACUGUGCGGGAGUGAAAUGUCCCGGCAAGCAAACGUGCCAUGAUUUACUCAACGGUUACGAGUGCAGAUGUCCUGAGGGAUGGGAUGGAGAUGCGUGCGAUAUGGAACUUAACGGCUGCGAACCUAACCCUUGUUUCGAGGGCGCGACCUGUAUCAACCGACUAGGCAGACAUAUUUGUCACUGCCCACAGGGACGGGCCGGAGAGAAUUGCACCGAGAUUGUUUCCAAAUGCAAUCCUACGUUAUGUUUGAAUGGAGCAUUGUGUCAGGAUCGUAAUGACUCGUAUCAAUGCUUCUGUUUGCCGGGUUUUGCGGGGGAACACUGUGAAGUGAACUUCGACGAAUGCCUUUCAUCCCCUUGUCAGAAUGGGGCUACAUGUAACGAUAUGAUCAAUAGGUUCGAGUGUUUCUGUGCGCCUGGUUUCACAGGCCGCUUGUGCCAAAUUGAUAUAGACGAAUGCGCCUUACAGCCCUGUAAGAAUGGUGCUCUGUGUAAUGAUCGCGUGGGGCACUACAUGUGCUCAUGCGUUCCGGGUUACACAGGUCAGAACUGCGAGACCGACAUUGACGAGUGCGCGGAUCAGCCCUGUGAACAUGGCCGUUGUAUCGAUCUCGUGAACGACUUUCGUUGUGACUGCGCAGACACCGGCUUCAAAGGGAACCGUUGUGAAACAAAUAUUGACGACUGCGUCGAAAUGCCUUGCGAAAAUGGCGGUAUGUGCGAAGAUGGAAUCAAUGAGUUCACCUGUCAUUGUAAUCCCGGCUUCGUUGGAAAAACAUGUGAGGUGGACGUACCAGAAUGCGAACUAAAUCCGUGCUUCGAUGGCGCCACCUGUUUAGAACGAUCCAAUCGGACUCUCUACGCGUAUAACUACCUCAGUCUAUUUCCUCUAUACAAUGAGAGCGACGCCGCUGGCUAUAUUUGUGUUUGUCCCAAUGGUUUUACCGGAGUUCAUUGCGAAACUAAUAUUGAUGACUGCGUUGAUCACCAGUGUCGAAACGGAAGCUGUAUCGAUGAGAUCAACGGGUAUAGGUGUAAGUGUCAUAGGGGCUUCGAAGGUGAAUUCUGCGAGUUAGAGAUCGACGAAUGUGAGCGUCUUAUUCCUUGCGUCCAUGGUAGUUGUCAGGACUUGGUUGGCGACUAUAGUUGUUCUUGUGAGCGCGGCUUUGGUGACAAAAACUGUUCGACUGCCCUAGUUGGCUGUCAGAAGCAUGGAUGUUCGGAGCAUUCGAAGUGCGAUCCGUUCCUCGAUGCUGAGGAACAACACCAAUACAGGUGUCUUUGCGAUUCGGGAUACGUCGGCAGACAUUGUGAAACAGGCACGACAGUGUCGUUUCAAAAGCUCAACUCUGCCUGGGAACUGCAGUUCAGUAACCGAAGGGAAGACUUCUCAAUGUCGCUAUUCUUUCGUACAUCUCUUCGACACGUGCGGGUCGUUGGCCUAAAUGUGCUUACCGAAAAGGACACCUUUGUAGGCAUUCAUCUAGGCCAGCUGGUAGUGACGCAGAGGUACCGAGAUGUACUUCGUUUAGGAAGUAACCUGAAUGACGCAGAAUGGAAAAAUUUUACCCUAGCUAUUUCCGCUCACGGACGUAUCGAAGCUUUCGUUGGUGACUUCCACGGAGAAGUGGAGGGCAUAUUGCUUGGGGGCGACGUGAAGUCAGCUGUACUUGGUUCGGCCGAUGUUUCGACAGCUAAAUACGUCGAUGGAUACAUUGGUUGCAUGCAACAAGUACGUGUCAACGACGAACUGAUGAUCCCAUCAAGGCAAAUCGAACAUCUACAUGGAACGUCGGAUAUCUGCGUCCGCACGCCUCAAUGCACACACACGCUCUGUCAAAAUAGAGGCGAGUGCCACGAUGAAUGGUUCAGUUGGUCUUGUCUUUGUCGGAGACCGUUCUACGGUGAACUAUGCGAGAAAUCCUAUCCAGCCGCCACCUUCGGAUUUAUGAGAAAUGUUUCUUGGGUAAAAAUCUUGAUUGAACCGGAAGAGGCAGAGAGCAUUUCAAGAUCGACGGAUGUAUCCCUGUUUGUAAUGACCCGCAGUUCACUGGGUCUCCUAUUUUACCUAGGUACAGAACCUACACAACAGCUUCAGGAAAGCUAUCUCGCUGCUGUUUUAGAGCAUUCUCAUCUUAAAGUCAUCCUGAAAGUUGACUCUACGGUGUAUCAAAUGCAGGUGGAUAGCGUAAAGCUUAAUGACGGCCAGCAGCACUUCAUAAACGUUCAGAGAAAUCAAAGUGCGCUGUUAGUCACAGUUGAUAAGGCCAUGCGUUCGCUUCCGUUAAACGGUGGAUCGUUAAAGGCAACGGAGCUUCACCUCGGUUGGAUGAACACGCAUAAAAGUGAGACACAGAAACUCGUUGCUUCGGCACAAAUGAGAGCACAAGAUGCUGCACGAAGUGUAAACAUAUCCACUAGCUUAGACUCUUCGACUUCAGCUCCUUUAACCACGCACUUCACUCCACUUGAUCAGCAACCUGUACAGUCAUCAACAGGAGCACCUGCUAUAACUUCGACUUCUACGGCGUCCCCACCUACUUCAACGGCAGGUCCGUUGAUCGUUGAAAAUACGUUAGCUCUAACAAGAUACAAAAGACAGAUUGAGGGUGUAACAGACCUUACUGGAAACACCCCCCGUCUAAAAGGAGUUCUGCAGGAUGUGCGAGUUGGAGAUCGCCAUGUACCAUUUAAGCUUCAAGAUGCUGGAGGACUUUGGUUUGGAAAGGCACUCGAAAGACAUAACGUCAUUGAAGGUCAAAUGGGUGAUCCUGUUUGCGAUUCGAAUCCAUGUCAGAACGGAGGAUCUUGUGUCGACAUAUUCAACGCUUUUGAAUGUCGAUGCACUGAAGAUUUCCGCGGUCCCUUAUGCGAAGAGCUCAAGCCCUGCCGAAAAUACUUGUGUCCCGGUUCUUCGAAAUGUCAGGACCUUGUGGAUGGCUUUGAAUGCGUGGCGAAUGCUUCUUUCGAAGGACGAACAACACUCGAGUACCGAGCUUCACUCGACGCAAAUGCCAUUGCUAACGCUACUUCCCUAGAGUUGAAGGUAAUUCUUGAAUCAGCAGCUGAUCUACUACAAAUUUCAUCCCCUGGUCAACUCCUGCGCGUCGGAGUCUCUCCCGAGGGACGUGUGCGUCUUAACGCUAACGGACAAACGGUGGAUGUCGGAGAACAGCCCGUUACGGAUGGCCAGUGGCACCACUUCAAACUGACGUCUCGUGCUCCCAACAAGCUGGAAAUGGAUGUUGACAACAUGAAAACGGAAAUACAACUCACUUUGCCGUUGAGUUUCGGGUCGACACUCGAAGAGAUUCGUCUUGGCGAACGCUUGAAGGGAGCCCUCGGCGAAGUCCGGAUAGGUGGAAUUCUUCUACCCUUCUUCGAGGAUUCACAACUGUCAAACAGUACGGCAAAGAACAAGUUCAUCAUGGUCGGUUCAGCUCGUCCCACAAUUGGCUUGGUACUCUGCUGGGAGGGGGACUGCGAUAAUGGAGGCAAAUGUCGAGAACCUACUCUUUCGUUUCGUUGUGAAUGCAAAGCUGGUUGGCAGGGCACCAAUUGUCAGGAAAAUGUCGAUGAAUGCACGCACUUGUCUGAACCAUGCCUCAAUGGAGGAUCGUGUCGGGACACAGUUGGGUCCUACCAGUGUGUUUGUCCGGAAGGUUUCGAAGGCGCGCGUUGCGAAGAACGUAUUUUCUAUUGCCGUUCAAGUCCCUGCCGCAAUGGAGCCACUUGUGAGGAUACUGCUCCAGGAAACUUCUCUUGUCUCUGUAGUCAUGACUGGGAUGGACCUCUUUGCCAGGAACGGCGCAUUAUUGAUUGUUACAAUUCUGUGCCCUGUCUCAAUGGUGGAACGUGCGCUAAUCGAACACCUGUCGAAGAUACGGCCAUUGCUUACGAAUGCGCGUGUUCGCCGGGCUUCGAGGGACGUGAUUGUGAAAUUCCCAAGAACUUCUGCAAAGCACAACCGUGCUUAAAUGGUGGACAUUGUCAAUCGUUGAACCAUGAAGCAACAUUUAAAUGCGUCUGCCAAAAAGGCUAUGGAGGUCAUAUUUGCGAUUUCGAGAUCGAUUACUGUCUGGUUGAUGGCUGUGAAAAUAGCGCCACCUGCACAAAACACUUGGGGGGACGCACCUGUAACUGUAGCGGAACUGGCUUCAAGGGAGAACGCUGCGAGCAGGAUAUUGAUGAAUGCCUUUUAAAGAAAUGUCUCAACGGUGGCACCUGCAAAAAUCUGAGGGGUUCAUUUGAGUGUCGCUGUCCGCCAGACUUCUUUGGACAGACAUGUGCCUACAACAAUACAUGCUUCGACCAAAAUCCUUGCGAAAAUGGAGGUACGUGUGUACCUUUUGAGGAUAAUGAUCUCAAAUUCGUAUGCAGUUGCCCCGAAGGCUUUACCGGACAAAGAUGCGAAGAUCAGCGGACAGCACUGUCUUCAUCUGACGUACGACUGAUCGUUGGCCUUUCGGCUGCCUGCGUCCUUCUGCUCUGCUUUAUCGUUGCCGUUGGUCUAUUUCUCCGGGUGGCGAAAAGAAAACGGGCAACGCGAGGAACGUACUCACCGUCACGCCAAGAGAUCUAUGGCUCACGGGUCGAGAUGGCUCAUGUGAUUAAACCUCCACCGGAGGAACGACUCAUUUAAAUUAGAAUAAAUUAAAUGAAAAAAGUAUUAAAGUUAGUCAGCCACUCGGAUAAUAUUUUAUUUGGCUAAUUUAGCCAUUGAUUAUGAUAGCUUCAUGAAGUGUGACGCAAUUGUAUUUUUAUACAAACCGACAGUGGUCGUCUGUAGAAAUUCGAGUGAGACAGCUUAGAAACACAGACAAAAGCAAGCUCGGCUGCUGUCAGUCAUAUAAUUUUUCACAAUUCCAUUUUAGCGCCGUGUUUUAAACUGCGUUUUGGAUUGCACAGCUACAAGGUAUUUUCGACAGUUGUUAUCGAAAGGAAGAAGUCAGCCAUAUUGUGUAAAUAUCUAACAAGUUGCAAUGCGAACGAAAUAUAUGAAAAUGGUAGUAGUUUGUAUCAAUGCAAGAACAAAUAGAUGUCAGAGAUGUUACAAUUAGCCGGACAGUAGAGAACGAUCACAGAAAUACAGCACAAUCAGCUGUUGGCCUUGCAAUACGACCGGGUGACGGUGAAUAGAAUGUGUUUAAUACGAAGGAGCUUGCACUUAAAAGCUAAGAGUGAUGAACUUACAUGGUUACACUUACUCGAUACCUCGGUGACCUGACAUUCAAGGAACUAAAAAUGAAGCUCAAAAUUCAAAGGUACUACAGAUCGACUUCGUUUGCAGGCGUCCUAUCUGCAGGCUACAUUGUUGGUUCUUCCUAGGCGAAGCUCGAAUGAGAAGUUAAUGUCGUAUAGCCUUUUGCGGACCUUUGACCGGGCAAAUUAUGUCAUGAGCGCUACUUAACGCUCUAAAUAGGACGCUUUAUGAUAGUGAUUACUACUGUCUCAUUUAGAUAGAUAAACUUACCAUGACUAAUUCAAAUGACACUCAAUUCCUAUAUGACAACGAGUUUUAAUGACUUCAUUCGCUAUUUUUAAAAUAGGUAUAAGCGCUGAGUUUCGAAUAUAGCAGAAUUGAUUUUGCAUUGCAUAUUCGUUCAUGAAUCAUUCGAAAAGGGAAAACAACAAACAAACAAAAUGCCCUUGUGAUAUUUUAACGUAGGUGCAAAUUACGUUCGGUCCAGAUGCACGCGUUUGAAGGUACCCACAUCCCGGAUGCUUUGUUUCACCCCCGUUCGAAUUUUCCUUCGGUACUAUUUAUUACCUAUAAAAAUGUCAGCAAACAAUAACUUUGCCUCUCGUUGUACACACCAGCUUUGGCUACUAAUAUUUAUAUUUACGUUCCGCGAACUAUUGCCAUAUAUUAUGGUGUUUUUACCACACGCAGAGGGCAACGGAAGCUACAAACAAAUCAACAAAUGUUCAUUUACGUUAUGCUACAUUACGGUAAUUAUACCUUAAUCCUAGAAACGAUGCUGGUCGACAACAUUUACUAGCAGUUUCGGCAGUGCCCUCUUGUAUCAAAAACCACACUACGCUAUAUAGGUCGGCGUAAAACACAUUACUUUAAAAACAGUUGUACAUUUUUUAUGUAAAUACUGCGAUUAUUGGAAUGACGUAAUUAUCAUGAUUAAUUAAACAGUUUUUUUAUAUUGUGAGGACGAUGUCAAGUAUGACGGUGAUGAUAUAUAUCAUUAUAAUUCUAAUAGUCCGUACACUUCUGUUUUAGUUAGGCGCAGUGGGCAAAAUCAAACAUGCACUGUCAUAAAAUAGAACGAAAAAAAGCAAAUGGUUUUUAAAUUUAAUCAGCACUUCUAAGUUCGUAGGUCGUGGUGACUUCGAUUCUGAUCAUUUUCAGAUAGGUUUAUACCUUGUAAAGAAGUUGUUCGAAGAUACAUAGAAUAUGAAGAAGUAACGUUGCUAUAGGUAUAGAUUAUUACUCGCUACGCAACAAACGUGACUAUGAACGAAUGUAACAAAUGUGCCGAAGAACUAGAAAAGAUAAAUAAAUAAUUCCUAUAACGGCUACGGCUCGA
Molecule: messenger RNA, 9747 nt
Organism: Varroa destructor (honeybee mite)
Lineage: Eukaryota; Metazoa; Arthropoda; Arachnida; Mesostigmata; Varroidae
Gene: crb
Product: cell polarity complex component crumbs
Biological process (GO): Notch signaling pathway; axon guidance
Cellular component (GO): plasma membrane; signaling receptor complex; cell surface
Molecular function (GO): Notch binding; calcium ion binding
Source: RefSeq, a predicted model, not a curated record